Molecule: messenger RNA, 4324 nt
Organism: Neodiprion fabricii
Lineage: Eukaryota; Metazoa; Arthropoda; Insecta; Hymenoptera; Diprionidae
Gene: Rop
Product: protein ROP
Exons: 11
Coding region: 76-1833 (585 amino acids)
Biological process (GO): neurotransmitter secretion; intracellular protein transport; vesicle-mediated transport
Cellular component (GO): plasma membrane; secretory granule
Molecular function (GO): syntaxin binding
Source: RefSeq, a predicted model, not a curated record
GCAGUCAAAGCUUGACCUCCGCCUCCGUUUCGAGCGCCGCUUAGUGGGAACCUAGAGAAGCUCACAACUGUCAAAAUGGCGCUCAAGGCACAAGUCGGUCAAAAGAUUAUGAAUGAAGUCAUCAAACAGAAAAAGAAAACAGCAGGUGGCGUAGAAUGGAGAAUACUGGUCGUCGAUCAGCUGGCGAUGAGGAUGGUUUCGGCGUGCUGCAAAAUGCACGACAUCAGCGCGCAGGGUAUAACAUUGGUCGAGGACAUCAACAAGAAGAGAGAGCCCCUGCCGACUAUGGAGGCCAUCUAUCUGAUCACCCCGUGCAAUCCAUCCGUUCAAAAACUUAUGGAGGAUUUCAACAAUCCGACAAGGACAAUGUACAAGAGCGCCCAUGUUUACUUUACCGAAGUUUGCCCGGAGGAGCUGUUCAAUGAACUCUGCAAGUCUCUAGCUGCUAAAAAGAUAAAAACCCUGAAAGAGAUCAACAUCGCGUUCCUGCCGUACGAAUCGCAGGUAUUCUCGCUGGAUUCCCCCGAAACGUUUUCCUGUAGUUACAAUCCUUCAUUUAUAAACUUGCGAAAUGCUAACAUGGAAAGAAUCGCUGAACAAAUCGCAACGCUGUGCGCUACUCUUGGGGAAUAUCCAUCUGUCAGAUAUAGAAGCGACUUUGACCGCAACGUCGAACUGGCACAAAUGGUGCAGCAGAAACUCGAUGCCUACAAGGCUGACGAGCCGACAAUGGGGGAGGGACCAGAAAAGGCGCGGUCUCAGCUGCUUAUUCUCGAUAGAGGAUUCGACUCUGUCUCACCACUUCUACACGAACUCACUCUACAGGCUAUGGCCUAUGAUUUACUAGAGAUAGAGAAUGAUGUGUACAAGUACGAAGCAUCCGCUGGACAAGCUGAAAAAGAAGUAUUACUUGAUGAAAACGACGAGUUAUGGGUCGAUCUCCGGCAUCAGCACAUAGCUGUCGUAUCCCAAAAUGUAACAAAGAACCUGAAGAAGUUUACGGAAUCUAAGAGGAUGCCACAGGGGGACAAGCAAAGCAUGAGAGAUCUUUCGCUGAUGAUUAAGAAGAUGCCACAGUACCAAAAAGAGCUCAGCAAAUACGCGACACAUUUACAUCUUGCCGAAGAUUGUAUGAAACGUUACCAGGGAAACGUCGAUAAGCUUUGCAAAGUUGAACAGGACUUGGCGAUGGGAACGGAUGCAGAAGGAGAACGCAUAAAGGAUCACAUGCGUAAUAUUACGCCAAUUUUACUCGAUCAAACUGUCGACAACACAGACAAACUACGUAUAAUAGCGCUUUACGUUAUCAGCAAGAACGGCAUUACAGAGGAAAAUUUGAACCGUCUUGUUCACCACGCGCAAAUAUCCCCGGACGACAAGCAGACCAUCGUCAAUAUGGCGAAUCUUGGUAUCAACGUUGUGGUAGAAGGUAACCGCAAAAAGAUGUACACCAUAACUCGUAAAGAAAGAAUAACCGAACAAACUUACCAGAUGAGCCGCUGGACUCCAAUUAUCAAGGAUGUAAUGGAAGACUGCAUCGAAGAUAAACUAGAUAGCAAGCAUUUCCCGUUUUUAGCUGGACGGGCAGCAAGCUCCGGAUAUCACGCACCGACUAGCGCCCGCUAUGGUCACUGGCACAAGGAUAAAGGUCAACAAACAAUUAAGAACGUACCUAGAUUGAUAAUAUUUAUCGUCGGUGGUGUUUGCUUCUCGGAAAUCCGUUGCGCAUACGAAGUAACGAAUGCAUUGAAAAAUUGGGAAGUCAUUAUCGGUUCUUCGCACAUAAUCACACCAAAAUCGUUCCUGACGGAUUUGAGUAAGCUGCAUGUGUAAUGACUGAUCGUUUAAAUAAUAACAUUACAUUCCUGCAAUCAACGUUACGCAAAGAUUCUUUGAUGAACCUGCAGUUAGUGCUUGUAGCCUUGGUUUUUGUCAGUAUUAUCAACCAUAGAUUAGAAUUAUAAUGAAUUCUUGAUGUCAAUUCAUAUAUAUGUAUUAGCGGGUCCUAUCUUAUAUAUAUAUAUAUAUAAAUAUAUAUGUAUAUGCACGUAUACACUGUAGCAGUGGUAUACGACGAAGUAUGAUAAUUAUACCUGAACCUGAUAGAAGAUAACAGAGAUUAGUUUUAGACAUUUAGCCAAUAAAUGAAUAAGAAAAAAGGAAAAAAUAGAAAGCGGAAGAGAGAAUAUCAGAGAGAACUAAUUUAUACCCCAAAAUUAAGUGCCUAUAUGGUGGACAAUUCGUUCAAGAUUUAUGCGUUGAUAAUGCUGAUAGCGAUGUAGCGUUCAUAUGUGAAGUACGUGUAUAUGAUGUAGUACAUACAUUUCCAAGCAAUAUACUAUGUUUAUUCAUAAAAUCAUUCGCUACUUUGAAAUUAUGUCGAAUGCGAGUAUACCUGAGUGUAAGAAAAAUAUUAGUGAUAAAAUGAUGAUAUAACUGUGUACAUUUUUCUUUUAAUGUUUUCUAUUUUUCCGUUAUUGACUUGCGAAUUAUUUAAAUAAUAUUAUCGUCAAUCGUGAAUUUCAUAUAACUAUUAUCUUUAAUUUAUUUGAUGAUUUGAAAGUUAAUUAUUUUGUAUACGUAUAUUUAAAGAUUUUCAGUUGAAUAUUAUCGAGUGUAUUUGUAAGAGACAAUUUGUUGAACCUUUUAGCGGUUCUAACGCGAAUCGGAUUCUCUCUAAUAACUAUUAACAAUGUUACGUCAAAAAUACGUAGAUUGACUCUGUACUUGCCGAAGUUGUCCAGUCGUGGUUUUGCGUUAUGUAGCUUGAGUAUAACAUACAGCAGAACUGUCUUCGCCAUCAAUGAAGAUAACCAAUUAACACUUUCUACCUAGCAAACUACAGUCCGCGAUGAUUUCAAUUGUGUAUUUAGAUUAAGUGAACAAUAGUACCGGUGCUACACGUAGGUUCUAGAAGAAUAGAAAUCUGUGUUUCCUGAUGCAUGUUUAGUUUGAUCUCCAUAUACAACAAACACGAGUUGCACCCAAAGCUGUAUAAAUCACUCGCCGCUGGUUUGUGAAUAAUAAUCAUAAUUCAAUAAUAUCUUGAAACUUACGAUCAAAUUAUACUACGAGUUAUGGAAUGUGCUAAAUUAUUAAUUAUAUUAUACCUAUAUUUUAAAAUAAAUUGUAUAGAUUCAAAGAAUGUUCAAGUAUAUAAUGUGUAUUACACACACACACACACCCACACACACACGAUAUACAUACAUAAACGGCGUUCACGAUCGGUCAGUGUAAUAUUAUCCGUUACUUAAGAUAAUUUUUAAUAUAUAUAUAUAUAUAUUAAAAUAUUAUUAUCAUUGUUAUCAUUAUUAAAUUCACAAUAUUUAUAAAUUAUAUAAAAUAUAUAAUAUAAUAUAUACCUAUGUAUCUAGCUGUAUGCUAAAUGAAGUGUUCUGCUUAUAAAGGCCUAUACAUGUCAUCAUCAUAUGAACUACGGCAUUAUUCAUUCGUGAUCGGUAUUUAAUCCCUUCGAAAUAAAAUUAUAAUCUAAGAUAGCCGUUUUUUAAAUACAAUUGACUUUUCGUUUUUCCGUGUUGCGUUAUUUUUCCUUUGAUGGCACAGUUUUCUAAACAUUAUGUACCAAUACUAUGGAGUCGAUUCUAUACGUUCAAUAAAGAAAGUGAAAUGUUCGAAUGGAACACAAAUGACGGAACUUGAAAACUUGAAAUGCUAUCGACGGUGUUAGAAUGAGCAAAAAGAGAAUCAAUUGGUAAAUCAUAACGAUUACGGAUGCAAAUCUAUUGCUGGAUUCCUCAACGGUACAUCUAACAUCAAACGGAAUGAAUCAGAAUGAAUUUCUCGUGGAUAGGACUGCGACUGCGCAAAACGCAUAUUUGAAUGUCCGUGGACUUGCGGCUUUGGCACUUGGGGCAUCAGUUUACAUGCCCAGUUGCUCGUAUUAAGGCGUCUAUUAGAGUACUGAUCUGUGGCACCGAUAAUACGAUGAUCUACUGACUAUUUUAAUGGAUCUUCUCUGAGUGUCUAAUUUUAAAUAAACAACAAACAGGUUACGAUUUGUUAACAUGAAUUUUAUAUCACGUCGGAUCAGGUACAGAGAAUUUUUCUUGUGAUGGCAGUAAAGUAAAUAAUUAGAUGUACAUGACGUAACUAUAACUAUUCAUAGUAGAACUAUUUGCAAAUGUUGUUACAAUAGUAUAUUUUCUGAGACCUGUCGACUCGCGAUGGAAACCUAAAACUCAGCGUUAACAUUCUACGUGUACGUCAUCAGGUCAAUUUGUACAAUAAUAUAAUAUUACAUGUACGUACGUAUAAUAAUAUUUAUAUGUAAGAUCGGACUCCGAAUCGUUACUCACCCGAUUUC